Molecule: messenger RNA, 2920 nt
Organism: Bombus terrestris (buff-tailed bumblebee)
Lineage: Eukaryota; Metazoa; Arthropoda; Insecta; Hymenoptera; Apidae
Product: AN1-type zinc finger protein 2A
Exons: 3
Coding region: 566-1192 (208 amino acids)
Biological process (GO): protein targeting to ER; proteasome-mediated ubiquitin-dependent protein catabolic process
Cellular component (GO): endoplasmic reticulum; cytoplasm
Molecular function (GO): zinc ion binding
Source: RefSeq, a predicted model, not a curated record
UAUACCUAAAACCAAUCAAGAGGUGGUUGAUUUUUUAUGGAAAAAUAAAUCGAAAUGCAGGAAUUUCCUAUUAUUUUUUAUAAACCAUUUCUCAACUUCGUUCUUUUGUUAUGCGAACAUAACAUCUUCAAUAAUAUUUUCAAUAUUAAAUUAUUUAAUUGCAUCCAUCAUCGCUGCUUUUAUAUUCAUCAUUUAAUUUCACAUUUAUAUUAUGUUAUUUUUUGAAAUUUAUUUAUAAAAUUACAUGUUUGAAAAUGUAUGCCUGCAUGUAGGAAGCAGUAUGUAUGUGUAUGUGUAUGUAUAUGUGCGUCGGUACGAACAGCGAAAAUUAUUACCGAAUUGUUACCGUCGUAAAAAUAAUAAAAUGGGAACCGGCUCAUCGGCAAUGACAGUUAACGCCCGGAGUCUGAAUGCGUAACCGUCGUACCGAUCAGCCGGUAAUGUAAACCGAUGCAGACGGACCGACACGUAGAAUUAAGAACUGAAUUGUCGAACGAAAAAAAAAGAAAAAAAAAAAAAGAAAAAACCGAAAGUCAAAAGUUGCGCGCGAUAUUCUUCGUUAAGGAUGGAGUUCCCAAACCUAGGAGAGCAUUGUUCAGAGAACAGCUGCAAUCGAUUGGACUUCUUACCUCUUAAAUGCGAUGCAUGUUCUGCAAUCUUUUGUUCUGAACACAUAUCAUACAAUAACCAUAGCUGCCCAAGCGCUUAUAAAAAAGAUAUUCAAGUUCCAGUAUGUCCACUUUGUAAUGCUCCAGUGCCUAUAAAACGUGGUGACCCACCAGAUAUUGCAGUUGGGCAGCAUAUUGAUGAUGAAUGUCAAUCAGAUUUGAGAAAACCUAGCCAGAAAAUUUUUUCUAAUAGAUGCUCCUCAAAAGGUUGUAAAAUUAAAGAAAUAGUCCAAGUACGUUGUUCCGAUUGCGGUAAGAAUUUCUGUUUAAAGCACAGACAUCCAACGGAUCACGCGUGUAUAGGCCAGGAGGAGAUGAUACGGAAAAAACGGCUCGAUGCCCUAGAAAAUAAUAUGACAGUAAAUAGGAGAAAUGGCGAAAUCUUCAUGAAUUAUCAAGGCAGUAUGAGCGAAGACGAAGCUCUCGCGAGAGCUCUCCAAGCUUCGAUGCAAGAGGCAAAUACUGCUAAACAAACGCUCGAGGCUGUACCUUCUGGAAAUAGAGAUAGGUGUAGACUCUCGUAAUUCCAUACAAUUUAAUCUUAAUUCUAUGCAAAUUUUUGCAAUCGCUCUAAGAUACGUUCUUCACCUGCAUAAAUGUAGAGAAAUUGUUAUAUCUUUCAGAGAUUUUCUUACGAUAAAAGCAAUUUAAUGAUAAUAAAUUUCCAUAUAAUUCAGCUUAACUUAUAACUUAACCAUUGAACUUUCUAUAUCAAUAUUUAAAGAAGAUAAACUUUUAAGAUUUAUUCAUAGAUCAUUUCAAUUCAUAGAUAUAUGGACUAUAACAGUUAUACCUUUUGUACAAAUGUAAAAUAUAUCAUAUAUAUAUAUGAUAUUAAUUGCAAAACUCAACAUUGCACAAUAUUUAUAUUAUGAUAAGAUUGUUUUGAUCUUAUAGUGAUCUGAAUAAUCAUUAGCAACAUUACCUGCCGAAUAUGCGUGAUUUUAGAAAGAAUAUUAAAGGGCAGCCUCAAAGAAGAGUGCCUUAAUAUUAUGUAAAUCUAAAGAAAUCUAAAGUCCAGUAAUUUUCAUCUUCUUUACAUCAUUUCUUCCUCUAAGGAAAUUUUUAAUUCCCCUAUCUUAAUUUAUGUAAUUGGUCUAAUAUUGAGACCUUUAGUGUUUGAUUUAUGGUUCCUUAUUUCAUAUAAAUUGUCAUCUAUGGACUUAUAAUAAUUAGCAUUAUGGAAUCACCAUCAAGAGAAUCCUGUAACAAUCUUGUGAGCUUAUUGUCUUUAUAAUCAACAUAUGUUGUAGAAUUCUCUGAUUGAAAUAUGAUAUAUCCUAAUGCUAAUAAGCUUUUAUUUAUAUUAACUCCAUCCUUAAACUUUGCACCAAUUGCUUAUAUCUUCUUAUUGCAUCCAGAUCCAGCUAAAUCUACUAGAAAAAAAACUUCUUCAUCAUUAUUGUUAAUAUUACUUUCUUCUUGCUCAUGUAUGUAUAAAAUGAAUAUAUUCUGUGACUAUGAGUGUCGUGUGCAUUCAUUGCGGUUUGCACGUCCUCUAUUUCUUUGUGUCAGAUAGACUAAUACUUUAUUGCUUUGUAACUUCCUUGUCUGCAAACCGUAUUAGUCAUUUGACAGAGGCAUGUUCAGAAUGUGCAACAGAUGCUACCACAAUAAAUGCAUCCUCAUUUUACAAAGCUUGCAAACAAAGAAGUUACAAGUGAAAUAGAGAUGUUGUGGAACAAGUAUUGCAGACAAUGAAGUUACAAAUGCAAUAGAAUGGUGCCUUAGUAGACGAGCUUAAUUUUUGUUAAAAUGUAUAUUCAAUUUGGCACGAUUUUUAAACACAUAAAAAACAAUAUUUCUAUUAUUCAAAUAUUUGUAUUUUUAUCUGCUUUAAUAAUUUAAAGACAAUUGCAUUUCUUGAAUAUAAAGACUUUUUAUCUUUCAUCACAAAUACAAUUUGCAUUUGUAUUCUUAAAAAUAAUUUAAGACAAUUUAGAUUUUAAUUUAAUAAGAAUGUGUAAAAUACUUGCAUAUUUAUUAGUAAAAUGUAAAAUAUGCAACUCAUUAUCUAUAUUUUUAAUUUUAUCUUUACAUCUGAAUAUUGUACUCCAUCCUAGAAGAAAAUCAACUGUAUCAGAAAAAAGAACACAAAGAUAGCGAUUGAUAUUGAAAUACUUUAUUAAUCAGUUUUAUAAAUAUAUAUACAUUUAAGAAUUAUUCGAAGAUUAUACUAAUUUCCUACUUAAUAAAUAUUGUCAAAAUACCUGAAUCUUAGGUUUUUCUUAAUAAAGCAAACUAUUCACUUA